Messenger RNA from Pelobates cultripes (western spadefoot toad), 3971 nucleotides. The record is from the annotation of a GenBank genome assembly. NCBI's taxonomy places the organism in Eukaryota, Metazoa, Chordata, Amphibia, Anura, Pelobatidae.
CGCGUACCAGUGCUUCUCUCUGCACACACUGAGGGUGUUGCUAGGCUUCGAAAGGAAGACGGUCUAACAGCCGCCUGCAUUACGACUGCCCUGGGGUUGCGUCACUUCCGUGGCGGAAGGAUCGCCUUUAUAAGGCAGCGCGGCGCUUUACGGUUCUCUUUUCAGCCCUCGAGUCCAAGAUGGUGAGAGCGAGCGAGUGUGUGAUGGCGGCCGGGAAGCGGCCACUCAGUGCUGUUAUCGUGUGAUGGCAGUACGGCAGCUCUCUCCGGCCGCCGGGUGGGCUCUCACAGCGGGGAAUGGCUGUCAGGGAGCGGGGGCUGGGGUCCGGGGAGCCUCGCUCUGGGGGGAGCCGCGUGUUACAGGCCGGGCCGCCCCCUGGUUUAGAGGAGGCUCCCUAUAGCUUUAUGGCGGCAGGCACCAUCUCAUUAUAGGGCAGCGCUUAUUGCACGCUAAUAACCAUGGUUAUUAUCAUUAAUCCCUAUGGGCUGCCUGUCCCUUAUGAGGAGUGAGGCCUAUGGACCGGGCCUCCCCGCUCUCCCUCCUUGUGCAAUGUGUUAAUCCCAUCCCAGGAGCUCAUAGCCAGCAAUGCAAUGUGAACUCAGGCAGCCCUGAUAAUGUUAGAAUAUUAAAAUUGUAUUGGCACCGUUUUGUAUAACACAUCAAUUGGUCUCCAAAACCUGUAUUAUUAUUUUUGAUAGAAUGUUACUUUUCAUGUUUGUUCCUGUCUUGUUUAAUAGACCUGCCUAAUAUUGAUCAGAAUACUGUCUGAUUUAUUGCUGUUGGUAACACGCAAAAUGUGCCUGUGCCCUGUGUUUAUUUUAAAGUAACUCGUUUUUGACUUCUUUCAAAACAGACCAAGAAGCGAAGGAAUAACGGACGCGCCAAGAAGGGCCGCGGGCAUGUUCAGCCCAUCCGCUGCACCAACUGCGCCCGCUGUGUCCCAAAGGACAAAGCCAUCAAGAAAUUUGUUAUAAGGAACAUAGUGGAGGCUGCUGCAGUCAGGGAUAUCUCUGAAGCUAGUGUCUUUGACUGUAAGUUCACAUGGCUCAUAUACUUGAUUUAGAGUUUGGAAGCUCUGGCACUUUCAGUGUCUUGGUUUAUUUUGCAAUGACUUUGCAAGAGUAACAUGAAGGCAUGAUGUGCAGCAAUCCGAGGGAGGUUCUAACAAAAGAGAUACUUACCUGAAAGACCCCCUUGUAGAUGCCAUCUUUCUUAUGGGUAACCCCUUUCUAUGUGCUUCAUCUGUUGGGUUCCGGUCACAGUUUUAUUCUUGUGCAUGAGCAUCAAACAGGUUCAUGCCAUUGCUGGAACAGCUAUCCCGGCUAAGCCUGUGCAAGUGAGGGUUCUGGGUUUCUUCACCUUGAAAAAACGAAACCAAAUCAAAUGUUAAAAUUGCCACACUGUGUGAUUCUUCUCUUAGAAGUAAAUGCAAUGCUCUAUGUGGAAAGUUACCAGUGUUAGGAAUCAUGCAUAGCAUGAAGCCGAACAUGAAGACCUUUUGAUUUUUCAAAUAUCUUCAUGAAGGAGAGCCCGUAGUGUCUCAGUCAAACUGGAGUCGUGUUCCUGGCUAAAUGUAAACAUUGUUGUCUCUUGGAAACUGUUUUACAUUGGGGGAGGGGGGGGGGGAAAGACCAGGUCUAUGCAACAAAAAUGGUAAAAUAAGUAGUUCCUGCAGUGUCCCCUUUUAGCCAUGGGAAUUGGUGAAAUGUCCUUGGAGACAUCUACAGAAAGUUUUAAUUGUUCAAUGGUGGAAUAUUGGAAUAUACGGUAACUUUAACACUCAGGGUUCUUGGCUCUGGCAAGUAAUUGUUGUCAAAUAGUUUUUAGCUUUUUCUGCUCAUGUGGAAGACACCUUCUGCUGCAACACAAAAAUUGGAGUAGUAUAAAGUUUUGGCGUAAACUUUGAUUUGGAAUAUGGAAGAAAAAUCUUAAACUACUUCCUGUAAUAGCUAUAUAUUUUUUUCUUAGCAAAGUGCUUACAUAAGUUCUUUAUUUUACAGCCUAUGCAUUGCCCAAAUUGUACGUAAAACUGCACUAUUGUGUCAGCUGCGCGAUCCACAGCAAAGUUGUCAGGAACCGAUCUCGUGAAGCACGUAAGGAUCGUACACCACCACCUAGAUUUCGGCCAGCGGUAAGUAUUACUUAAUGUAAAUUUUAUAGACUUGGAUUUAGGAGCAUUUCUACAAACAUUCAUCUGACAUCUGUAGAGGAUAGUCUGAUCCAAAGGUGAAUGUUCAUAAUGUAAACCAAAUCCUCCUCCUGUGAUAAUAUUGGAUACUAAAGUGAUGUUUGUGUACCUACUUUCUUGUAUCUUAUUAGGUAGUUUUUUGUUUUGUUACGAUCCUCUCCAUGAAAUGCAGUGACCGUGCAAUGUUAGUGUUUGAUAGCUCCUUCUAGAAAACUGAAUAUAUUUUAAAUAGUUUCUGCUGUACUUGUGAAGUAUGCUUUUCCAUUUUGUUUAUACUGCAUGUUUAUAGGGUAGGCAGAUUUAGAAAUAUUUUUUUUUUUUUGUGUGUGAAAACUGCCAGGAUACAAUUAAGCUUAAUACCAACCAGGUUGGUCUAUAUUGUCUAAUGGUAGUUUAGAAUAGUGUAUUGUUAAGAUGGUGUUUAGUUAUCACCCACCCCUUUUGUAUACAUAGUUGCAGUAUUUUUUUUCUUUAAUGCAGUUGUAUGUUGGGGACUCACAUGCCACACUUGCUGGAUGUGCAAACUCUUACAGAUUCUCUCAUUUGAGGUGUCUCAGAUAUUAAGAACACCUUCAACUGUAGCAAAGAACAGUUUUUUUUUUUUUUUUGUUUUUUUUUACUUUUUCCUAAUGAAAGUUUUGCAUAUAAAUUCUCGAAUGUCAUUUUAAUCUGCAUGCUUUCUUAAAGGGGAGCAAUUGCUUUCCAGGAUGUUAUGUUUACUUGUCCUCUGUAUCUAACAAAUAUGUAUUUGUCAGGAAUAUUAAAGGGACUUUGUCACUUUGACAAUUUCAUCUCAAUGAAGUAGUCUGGGUGCAGUGGACAUGACCUUUUAACGUUUUCUCUGCCAUUUAGGAGUGAAUUCACUUGUUUUUGUUUAUCCGGCCUAAAUUGCAUUUAUAUAGUGCUUGGAGCAGAUCUGUUAACAGAUGCCAAAAUAACCUUUACAUCAACUAAAGGUCCCCCCUCAAUUUUCUGCAUACAUGACUAGGCUGACAGCAUGUGAUGCAUACCUAAAACUGACACGUGUCACCACAACGGCCUCUUCUCUUGUGAGAUUAUUCUAGUGUAUGAUCUGAGGUCUGUCCUAUGCUUCUCUCAACAGCAUUGGAGCCCUACUGGGCAAGUAUGACAAUAGGGUGUCUCAGCCAAUCUAAUGCUUCUGAUUAUUUAUAUAGCGCCAACAAAUUCCGUAGCGCUGUACAAUUCUACAUGUAAUCAGUACUGGACUUGAAGGCUGUCCAUUGUCUUCCCAAGGAAAAACCUCUUUUAGCGUUCUACCGCUACUAGGGUAUUCUGAAUGGCAAAUGUAAACACAAACCACAGUGUUUGCCAGACUGCAGGGCAGGUUUUUUUUUUUUAUACACAUCAAAACAAACUUUAUUAAGAUUAAGUGAUUUUAGUGUUUUUAUUGUGGUUCACAAAACAAAUCUGAUUUCAGUCUCCUCUGAUUAAGGGUGAAUUCUUCUGCUGUAAUGUAGCGGACUAGUCCUGAUAGGCACAAAAUGAAAGUGCAUACAUUAAGAUACGCGCAUAGUAAGAAGUCAUAGGUUAUCUAAGUUUAGUUGCUCUGUUUUGUUUGGUAAUAGUCUGUGGUUACUAUUUGAAACUAUAAAAAAUGCUUUAUAUUAGAACAAUCCUAACUUAGUUUUUUUUUCCUUUUAGGGUGCCCCUCCAAGAGCUCCUCCAAAGCCAAUGUAAGAAGACUGCCUAACAUGUAUCUUCUCAAAUAAACUGUUAAAAACAAUACAUGUUUCAUCUUUUGUUCUGACUUCUAAAUGUUGUG